This is a messenger RNA of Closterium sp. NIES-67, 1834 nucleotides long. The record is from the annotation of a GenBank genome assembly. NCBI's taxonomy places the organism in Eukaryota, Viridiplantae, Streptophyta, Zygnematophyceae, Desmidiales, Closteriaceae.
GCUUUGAAAUAGUGUUGUUUCCCUUUUCCGCCGACGCAGAGCUCUAGGUGCAUCCAGCCAUUGACGCUCACCGCUCGUUAUCAAACAGAGUCGACUCUCCCACACCACUCUGUCUCUUGGAAGUCGCGAUCUACUCCAUUCCCACCAUCUGCUCUUGUCCCACAGAUUGUGCGACGAUCCCAGGGCAGCCCCUGGUGUCUUCCGACUCAGACGAAACCAUGGCUCCCGAAGGAUCGCUCGGUGGAUCUGUAGGUCAAGAUGCCGUCGUCUCGCGACGCGGCGUCGCUGGCACAGACGGAAACGGGGAAGUCUCUAAAAAGGACGCGCCGCCAUUCGAGAACACGGAUUUCACCGCGACACGUCAAGAGUACCUCUUCAAGCCGCCGGGCUGGAUUGACACGUGGCUCGUGGGGCAGCUAAACCACCCCAAGGACGCGCCGCUGGCGUACUUAACCCUCAACAUUCUCUGCAUGAGCGUGCCGGCCGCUCUGGCGGUGGUGUGGAUAACGACGCCCGGGCUUGGCGAGGUGGGCGGGUGGAAGGGUAACCUGAUCGGAGCGACGUACAUGGUGCUUAACUACGUGAUCUUCAUGCAGCGCUACAUGCUCGGCCUGCACUUCUCCGAGCACCUCCUGAUCUACAAGAAGACCUUCGCGGGGCGGUGCCUGCAGAACGUGCUGCCCACGUUCGUGUCGGUACUGUUCGGCAUCGCACCGGGCUUCUACCGCCUGCACCACUGUAUCAUGCACCACGUCGAGAACAACCUGUACCCGAACGACCUCUCGUCCACGGAGCCCUACCAGCGCGACAACUUCCUGCACUUCGUCGUGUACUGGGUGCGGUACUGGCUGCUGUCGCCGUUCGAGAUGCCGCUGUACGCGUUCCGCACGCGGCGCUACGGCAUCUUCGCCAAGAGCUGCUUCUUCCUCUCCGUCUACGCCUCCUCGCUCUCGCUGCACGUCGUCGCGCCGAUCGCCGUGCGAUGGAUCCUGCUCAUUCCCUUCUGCCUGACGUCGUUCCUCAUCAUGUUCGGCAACUUCAGCCAGCACAUGUUCAUCGACCCCAGGAAUUCGCGCAGCAACUACGCCCUCACGUACAACUGCAUGAACGCACCUGACAACCAGAAGACGUUCAACGACGGCUACCACAUCCUCCACCACGCCAACUCGCAGAUCCACUGGCUGGACCUGCCGCACCGCUUCAUGGAGACGCUGGACGUGCACGCGAGGGAGGACGCCAUUGUGUUCCGCCACCUGCACUUCAUGGACGUCGGCAUGCUCGUCUUCACCGGCCAGCUCAAGAAGCUCGCCACCUACUAUGUGAACAUUGGGCAGCCGCAGCGGUCGCAGGAGGAGCUGGUAGCAAUGUUCAAGGAGCGCCUCAAGCCCAUCAGGGCAGGCAAUGCCGGCAAGGGCAAGGCACAGUGAGGGGGGAGGGGAUGGGUUAAUGAAGUGGAGUGAGGUGGUCCAAGGACGUGUAGUGAGGGGCGAAGGUUGCUGAUUUUUGGGGAAGAGGCUGGAGUGUGGCCGUGGGGGGUGAUUUGGUCUUGGGGGGUGCUUGGUUGACUUGCAUGGGGCAUUAUAUAUACUAGCAGUACACCAGGGAGCCAUGCCAGUUUGUGAGAUAGUUUCUGACUGGUUUUAGCCCUUGGCAGUACGUAUCACAGCAGCUUGCACUGAAGCAGCUCAUACUGGUAGGCUGAUUUUUGCAGUGCUAUCUAUUUCUUAAGCUUGCUAUAGAUAAUCGGUGUGAAGUGUAGUGGACUGUAAUGAAGAGGCCUCAAGAAGUUGUAUUCGUCAGGGAAGAAACAGGAGGACAACUACAUGAAUGACGA